Messenger RNA from Trifolium pratense (red clover), 933 nucleotides. RefSeq lists its product as uncharacterized. The record is from RefSeq and is a predicted model, not a curated record. The coding region runs from base 1 to 933 and encodes 310 amino acids. The transcript is spliced from 6 exons. NCBI's taxonomy places the organism in Eukaryota, Viridiplantae, Streptophyta, Magnoliopsida, Fabales, Fabaceae.
AUGGUGAAAAUAACAAAUACUUUGUUCUUUGUUUUGUGUUUGGUGACUAGUAUUACCGGCCACACAUUUGAUGAUUUGGAGAUACAAAUUAACAAGCCUCAUGUCAAGAGCAUUCGUACCGAGUCCGGGUAUAUAGUCGAUUGUGUUGAUAUUAACAAACAACCAGCUUUUGAUCAUCCAUUACUAAAAAAUCAUACGUUACAGGAAGCUAAUGCGUACAAUGUACCUCAGCUGGAUAUUAUCCAUGGAAUUAAGGCAACUACUAGUAUUUAUAAUCCAAAAGUUGAUAAGGAUCAAUCAAGUUCAGGUCAUUUAUUCGUUCAAAAUACAAUCACAGAUGCUACUAAUAAAAUCAUGGUUGGAUGGCAUGUAUCUCCAAAAUUAUACAAUGAUGAUCAUUCGACUUAUUUUUACUCAGCAUGGACGGUAAAUGAUUUCAAAAGUACCGGAUGUUACAAUAUGUUAUGCAAGGGUUUCGUUCAAACAGAUAGGUCAUAUUAUCUUGGUUCACGUAUACGUAGAACAUCUACUUAUGGCGGAGAGAUGAUUGAGAUGCCAAUUUCUCUUAAUAAGGAUCGAACAAGCCAUAAUUGGUGGUUAGCAGUGGCAGAUAAGACUAUUGGAUAUUUUCCAGCAGCUUUAUUCCCUAACAUGGUCAAACCUUCCGGAGUGGGAUGGGGUGGGUCAACAUUAUCUCCUGCGGGUACCUCUAGUCCUUCGAUGGGAUCUGGACACUUUCCUGAUAAAGAUUUCGUUCAUGCAAGUUAUUUUAGAGAAAUUGGAAUUCAAAUUGAUGAUUCUGGAACAUAUUAUGAACCAACUGGAGAAGAACACGCUGAUGCUGCCUCCUGUUAUAAUGUUAUAUACUACGGAGAUCAAGGAGAAGAAUUUGGAUAUUCUCUUCAAUUUGGAGGACCCGGUUGUAACAAGUAA